AUGCUAACUUGGGAGCACCCAGUUAGGCUUGCAAGCAACACCGCCUUGACGAAAAAGCUAGCCUUGAUUACACUACUCACCAUUGUGUUAUGUCCGGUCACAACCGUCUUGUCUCAGCAGCAGCAGGAGGAGGUUGUGCCAGGUUCAGACGCAGAUUGUCUCUUGAGAUUCAAAGACACUUUAGCAAAUGCUUCUGUCAUCAGCAGUUGGGAUCCAUCAACCGCACCUUGUAAGCGAAACGUCGCGGAUUGGUUCGGUAUUCUCUGCAUUACCGGCAAUGUUUGGGGUUUACAACUCGAAGGAAUGGGGUUAACCGGGAAGCUAGACCUUGAACCGUUGGCUCCAAUCAAGAAUCUACGAACCCUAAGCUUCAUGAACAACCAUUUCAACGGUCCAAUGCCAUCUGUCAAGAACCUCGGUUCGUUGAAGUCAUUGUACUUGUCUAACAACCGGUUUACAGGGGAGAUACCCGCCGAUGCGUUCGAUGGCAUGCAUCAUCUGAAGAAGCUUAUACUGGCGAACAACGCGUUUCGUGGCAAGAUUCCUUCUUCUUUAGCUUCUUUGCCAAUGCUUAUAGAGGUGAGGCUAAAUGGGAAUCAGUUUCAAGGAGAAAUACCAGAUUUUAAGCAGAAAGAUCUUAAGUUAGCUAGCUUCGAAAACAAUGACCUCGAGGGACCAAUACCCGAAAGCCUACGAAAUAUGGAUCCUGGCUCCUUUGCUGGAAACAAGAACUUGUGUGGUCCUCCAUUAAGGUCAUGCUCGGCUAUUUCACUGUCUUCUCCGGAUCCACCUCCUAGUCCAACGGAGAAGAACAAGAAAGAACCUUUCUUCACGAUUGCAAUUGUUCUGAUUGUCAUUGGAAUAACACUAAUGAUCAUUUCCCUUGUGGUUUGUAUCCUUCACACCAGAAGAGGGAAGCGCUUGUCGGCUUAUCCAUCCGCGGGACAAGACAGGACAGAGAAAUACAGUUACGAUCAAUCCGAAGAGAUGGAGAAAACUUCGGAGACUGUUACGAGUUACACUAGUAAGAGAGAUGCAGUACCGGAACAGGGCAAACUCUUGUUUCUCCGAGAUGACAUUGAAAGAUUCGACCUUCAAGAUCUUCUUAGAGCUUCUGCUGAAGUUCUUGGGAGUGGAAGCUUUGGUGCUUCUUACAAAGCCGGGAUCAAUAGCGAACAGACUAUGGUCGUGAAGAGGUAUAAACACAUGAACAACGUCGGAAGAGACGAGUUUCAUGAGCACAUGAGUCGGUUAGGGAGAUUGAACCAUCCGAAUCUGUUGCCUAUUGUGGCUUACUAUUACCGUAAAGAAGAGAAGCUCUUGGUCGCUGAGUUCAUGCCAAAUCGUAGCUUGGCAAGCCAUCUUCACGCGAAUCGUUCCGUGGAUCAACCUGGAUUGGAUUGGCCAACAAGAGUGAAGAUUAUACAAGGAGUGGCUAAGGGUUUAGGUUACUUGUUCAAGGAGCUACCGACACUGACGAUCCCUCACGGUCAUCUAAAGUCAUCGAACGUCGUACUUGACGAAUCAUUCGAGCCUUUCUUAACUGACUACGCGCUAAGACCGGUGAUGAACUCAGAGCAAUCUCACAACCUAAUGAUAUCUUAUAAAUCGCCAGAGUAUAGCAUAAAGGGACAUAUAACGAAGAAGACUGAUGUUUGGUGCCUCGGGGUUUUGAUCUUGGAGCUUUUGACGGGAAGGUUCCCGGAGAAUUAUCUGAGACAAGGGUACGAUGCUAACAUGAGCCUAGUGACUUGGGUGAGCGACAUGGUGAAGGAGAAGAAAACGGGUGACGUGUUUGACAAGGAAAUGACGGAGAAGAAGAAGUGUAAAGCAGAGAUGCUAGGGCUUUUGAAGAUCGGAUUGAGUUGUUGUGAAGAAGAUGAAGAAAGGAGGAUGGAGAUGAGAGAUGCUGUUGAGAAGAUAGAGAGCUUAAGAGAAGGACAAAAGCUGGAUAAAGAUGCAUCAGCUUCCACGGACAAUGUCUUUGCUUCUCGGUUAACAGACGACGAUGACUUUGGUUUUGCUAUGAAUCGUUGA
This is a messenger RNA of Microthlaspi erraticum, 2037 nucleotides long. NCBI's taxonomy places the organism in Eukaryota, Viridiplantae, Streptophyta, Magnoliopsida, Brassicales, Brassicaceae. The record is from the annotation of a GenBank genome assembly.